Spodoptera frugiperda (fall armyworm) is the source of this 2664-nucleotide messenger RNA. RefSeq names its product S-adenosylmethionine synthase (gene Sam-S). Gene Ontology annotation, biological process: S-adenosylmethionine biosynthetic process. Lineage: Eukaryota; Metazoa; Arthropoda; Insecta; Lepidoptera; Noctuidae. Gene Ontology annotation, molecular function: methionine adenosyltransferase activity; ATP binding. The transcript has 11 exons. The coding region runs from base 377 to 1591 and encodes 404 amino acids. Gene Ontology annotation, cellular component: cytosol. The record is from RefSeq and is a predicted model, not a curated record.
CAGUUGAAUCAACGAACUUACACACAGUUGACGACGAGAUUUCUCGCGGGAAACUUGCCAUCUAAGCAUCCAUAUUGCUAAAAAAAUUAAAUUGAAAAACAGUAUUUAUUAAAAAGUGAUAUCUGAGUAACUGUUCUAGUGUUUUUUUGUGGAAAGUCUUGUAUAAGAUUAUACAAAACCAAAACAAUAUAUUUCAACCAAUAGCAGCGUUCAGCGCCGACGGUUGCGAGAAUUCUGAUUGGAGAAUAAGAAUUGCUCUGUGGCGCCUCUCCGACCUUAUAAAUAUCGGCGCGAUCACAAACCAGACCUCUUUUCCACAGUGUUAAUUCAAGGGGACUCUUUCGGGUUAUUUUUGUGAGCUAACUCUAAAUUCAGAAUGCCGGAGACCUCAAAAAUGAAUGGAUACGCAAAAACAAACGGACAUAGUUAUGACAUGGAAGAAGGAUCAGUAUUUUUGUUCACAUCAGAAUCCGUCGGCGAGGGCCAUCCAGAUAAAAUGUGCGAUCAAAUUAGUGAUGCUAUCUUAGAUGCACAUUUGAGGCAAGAUCCUGACGCUAAAGUGGCAUGCGAAACCGUAACGAAAACCGGGAUGGUGUUAUUGUGCGGUGAAAUCACUUCCAAAGCCAAUGUUGACUACCAGAAAGUUGUGAGAGAGACAGUGAAGCACAUUGGUUAUGAUGACUCCUCUAAAGGGUUUGAUUACAAGACCUGCUGCGUGAUGCUUGCGUUGGACCAGCAGUCGCCAAACAUUGCCGCUGGCGUGCAUGAAAACAGAAAUGAUGAUGAAGUUGGGGCUGGAGACCAGGGCUUGAUGUUUGGAUAUGCCACAGAUGAGACAGAAGAAUGCAUGCCUCUCACAGUAGUACUUGCACACAGACUAAACCAAAAGAUCGCAGAACUGCGGCGAAACGGUGAAUUCUGGUGGGCUCGUCCAGACUCCAAAACUCAGGUGACAUGCGAGUACGUGUUCGCUGGAGGCGCCACAGUGCCACAGAGAGUUCACACCCUCGUCGUCUCCCUGCAACACUCUGAAAAGAUUACAUUGGAGACCCUGCGUGAAGAGAUCAGAGAGAAGGUCAUCAAGGAAGUGAUCCCUGCACACUACCUCGAUGAGAGAACCGUGAUUCACAUCAACCCUUGUGGUUUGUUCAUCGUUGGAGGACCACAGUCGGACGCUGGUCUGACGGGACGUAAGAUCAUCGUGGACACGUACGGAGGCUGGGGCGCGCACGGAGGCGGUGCCUUCUCAGGCAAAGACUUCACCAAGGUGGACCGCUCCGCCGCCUAUGCCGCGCGCUGGGUUGCCAAGUCGCUGGUCAAGGCCGGACUCUGCCGCCGUUGCAUGGUGCAGGUUGCCUAUGCUAUCGGCGUGGCUGAGCCGCUGUCUAUCACGGUGUUCGACUACGGCACCUCACACAAGACCCAACAGCAACUACUUUCUAUUGUACAAAAGAACUUUGACCUGCGACCGGGCAAGAUUGUCAAGGAAUUGAACCUCAAGGCACCAAUAUAUCAGAAAACCAGUACUUAUGGCCACUUUGGACGAGAAGGCUUUCCAUGGGAGAAUCCCAAACCAUUGGUUGUAGAAUGACUUGCAACUUGAGCAUUAGACCAUUGUAAAUAUUUUCACCAGUAUGUUAUAAACACUUAAACUACGUGUGUAAUUGUAGCGAGGGCGCAGGGAAUGUCGCUGAUGUCUCUCUUUAGACAUUAAUAUGUAUGUGACGAACCUCGCCAGUGGAACUGUGGACGACGCUGUAAAAUCACGUGACGGUUGCAUUUACGAGGUUCUUUCUAUAUUUUAAGUAUUCUCUAGAUUAUUAGACACAUAGGUUUAACAUGGUGCCGUCAUUUCUGAAUUUGAGUUAGUUCAGGGGUUUUAAUGGCAGUCCUAUUUAUUUAAGAUUACAUUUCAGUUUCCUAAACAAAAUUGUUUGCUUUUUACACUGCCUAAUUGUUUUUAUAGUUAAGUAAAUGAACUUUCCAGUGAUAAUGAAGUAUGUAAUAUGAUUUUAUAUUUAUGUACAACUUAAUCUGGGCUGCCUACACUCUCGAAUGUUCUUCAUUGUACGCUUUACGAUGUAAGUGCUAUGAUUUUUGGUAGAGUAGACUACUUCUCUGGUCGCGUCACAGUCGAGCGAGUGCUGGUUGAACGAGCACGGAGCACCCGAUGCCUCGUUCCGCUGUCCUUCGCUUCACUGCAAAUUUAUCAGUGCUGCGAGGAGAAGUUGCCUCGGAUGUUGUUUAAAUUCAAUUUUAGUAAAUAUAAGGCACAUGUAUAUUGAGACAGCUGGUUACUAUCUCACGCGCAGCACAAUUUGUGUUGUGUUUCCGAAAAGGAUUGACGUGGAAAAGAGCCAUUUUGAAAACACACCGACUAGACCAGGGCAGUAGUGCACUGUGCAUUUACUCCUUAAUGUAAUUCCGCCGGUAGUUUUAAUUAGGCGAAAUGCUAACCGUACAUUUGACAUUAGGAAUUAACAUAGUUUUAAACUAUUGCUUAGGACGGUUAGUGAGUAUUUCCGAUUAUAUAUAUUUUUUGAUCUGUUUCAUCUUCGACCUGUUAAAAGUUUCUGAUUAACUUCUGUGGAUUAUCAAUUUGUCAGAUUGUGGAAUUUAAACUUAAUAAAAUUAUGUCUUCCCGAAUAACUAGCGGGAGAAAAA